AGCCGGGCCCGGCGGCAGAAGCGGCCCCGGCGCCGGCCGCCGCCAUGGAGGCGAGCGCGGCCAAGCGGAAGGAGCCGCGCAAGGCGCUGCGGGUCAAAGUCAUCUCCAUGGGCAACGCCGAGGUGGGCAAGAGCUGCAUCAUCAAGCGGUACUGCGAGAAGAGGUUCGUGCCCAAGUACCUGGCCACCAUCGGCAUCGACUACGGCGUCACCAAGGUGCAGAUCCGGGACCGGGAGAUCAAAGUGAACAUUUUCGACAUGGCCGGACACCCCUUCUUCUACGAGGUGGACGCGGGGAAGCUGCGCGUGGUGGACGAGAGCGAGGGGCGGCUCUGGGCCGAGAGCCGCGGCUUCCUCUACUGGGAGACCUCGGCCCAGAGCGGAGAGGGCAUCCAGGAGAUGUUCCAGAGUUUCUACUCGGCCAUCGUGGAGCUGUGCGAGAACGGCGGGAAGCGUCCGGCGGGCGGCUCCGGCUUCACGCGGGAACAGGCGGACGCGAUCCGGCGGAUCCGGGCCAGCAAGGACAGCUGGGACGUGCUGGGGCUCAAACCCGGCGCCUCCAGGGAGGAGGUGACGCGCGCCUACCGCCGCCUGGCCGUGCUGCUGCACCCCGACAAGUGCGCGGCGCCGGGCAGCGAGGACGCCUUCAAGGCCCUGGGCAGCGCCCGCGCCGCGCUGCUCCGGAACCUUCCGUAGAUUCCCGCCCGGAACGCCGCCGGAAUUCCGAUCCCGCCCGGGCGGGAACAGCAGCAGCGGAAAUCCCGGGAUUCCCGGCCGUUAUUCCCAUUUUUUUGGGGGUUAUUCCCAUUUUUCUGCGGAUUUUUCCCUUUUUUUUUCGCAUUUAUUCCCCA
Lonchura striata (white-rumped munia) is the source of this 850-nucleotide messenger RNA. NCBI's taxonomy places the organism in Eukaryota, Metazoa, Chordata, Aves, Passeriformes, Estrildidae. The record is from RefSeq and is a predicted model, not a curated record.